UCAGCAGUACCACGUCAGACAGUGCCACAUCAACAGUGCCACGUAAGCAGCAGUGCCCCGUCAGCAACAUGACGGGCCUGCCAGGCCAACUGGCCAAUGAGACCAUUGCCGCCUACAAGCAGCGUUGCCUGGCUCAGAUAGAGGUUGAGGAACAACACCUGCUGGCAGUCGAGGCUGCCCGCGUACAGGCUGAAGAGGCAGCAGCAGCAGGGAAGCUGCGGCUACAGGCCGAUGCAGACGCAGAUGCCCAGGCUCGCCGCAAGGAAGCCCAGGAUCUGCUGCAGCGGCAUGAAGCCAACAGCAUCGACAGACUCAAGUACUGGCAUUUUAAACCGAACGGCGACGAGGCAACACCGGAAGAGAAGCACAAGGAGUUCCUCUCCAAACUCGUGACGCGGUUGUUGUAUGCUUGCAACUACCAACGGUCAGAGUUGGAGAGACAGYACCGGGACCUGACGCAACAGCAUCAGGAGUUGGCGACGCUCCGCCGCACAGUGCAGAGCCACGAGGAUGCAACUCGGGCACUCAAUGCCCGAUUUUUGGACCUGGAACAGGCUGUACCAGGACCAGCUGCUGGAGCUUCCAGCAGUGCACCCUCAAGCCGCCAAUUGGAGGACCGCGUUGACCACGUAGUGGCAAUGCUCGGCGACAUCAGCACCUUCGCUGCGCCGACCACCACCAUCAGCAGUCAGCUGCAUACAUUGAAGACCGAGGUCCAGAAGCUGCAGUCGACGAACGCGGACGACAAUCCGAAGAUGUACAAGAUGCCAACUUUCAACCUGGAGAGGUUCGACGACUACACGCAGCAGGAUCCCACGAUCAAGAACGCCGGCCCUCUCCCACGCAUCGACGACCUUCUCGAGCGAUUGGGCGGCGCCCAGUUUUUCUCUGAGCUGGAUCUCAAGUCAGGGUACCACCAACUCGAGAUUCGCAAGGAGGAUCAGUACAAGACCGCAUUCAAGACCCGGUAUGGGCAUUUCGAAUGGCUGGUCAUGCCAUUUGGCCUUACGAAUGCCCCAACCACUUUCCAAGCGGCUAUGACGACGGAGUUCCGACACAUGCUGGAUCGUUUCGUACUUAUCUACCUCGACGACAUUCUGGUUUACAGCCGGAGUCUGGACGAGCAUGUGGAACACCUGCGCAUCGUUUUGGAGCGGCUACGACAGGCCAAGUACAAAGCAAACCGCGACAAGUGCGAGUUCGCACAGCAGGAGCUGGAGUACUUGGGACACUAUGUGACGCCGCAAGGCAUCUGUCCGCUUGCGGACAAGAUCGAGGCCCUACGAGUAUGGCCCGAGCCCUCCAACACCACGGACGUUCGUUCAUUCAUGGGGUUGGCGGGCUACUAUCAGCGAUUCAUCACCGGAUACUCCAGGAUUGUUGCACCUAUGACGAGGUUACAGUCGCCAAAGGUGCCAUUCGUAUUCGAUGACGACGCACGCCGGUCAUUCCAAGCACUUAAGACGGCUAUGCUCAUGGCACCCGUCCUUAGCAUCUAUGACCCCACUCUGCCGACGCAAGCGACUACGGACGCUUCCGGCUAUGGCAUUGGGGCAGUCUUGGAACAGCACGACGGCGACGAUUGGCACCCUGUGGAGUAUUUCAGCCACAAAGUGCCUCCCAUCAACUCGCUUGAUGAUGCAAGGAAGAAGGAGCUGCUCGCAUUCGUGAUGGCUCUCAAAUGCUGGCGGCACUUCCUCCUUGGGCGUCGUAGGUUCACAUGGAUCACAGACAACAAUCCAUUGACCUACUACAAGACGCAGGACACGGUGAGCAGCACGAUCGGACGAUGGAUGUACUUCAUCGACCAAYUUGACUUCACACCAAAGCAUGUCCCCGGCCUCUCCAAUCGCGCAGCAGAUGCAGUCUCGCGAAGACCUGAUCUUUGCGGUAUGACACAUCAUGCCUUCGCAUUCAACGAGGAGCUUCAGCGACACUUCAUCCAGGCAUAUCAGUCUGAUCCGGACUUAGGCACGCUCUAUGCACAACUAUCUUCGGAUCACCCGCCCUCCAGCCAUUACCGCAUUGCGGACGGGUUCUUGCUCCUCCACUCGAGAGGCAAGGACUUACUAUUUUGCCGACGCAGCAAGCCCCGCAACCGCAAUCGCUACGGCGAGUUACACCCGAUGCCUACCCCACGGGAACCCGGUCUCUCCAUUGCCAUGGACGUCACCGGUCCGUUUCCUCGCGACCGGCUCGGGCACGACGACAUCCUCACGGUUGUGGACCGAUUGAAUGCAGCGCCCAACAAGGUGAUGAAGAUGGUGUCCAUCAUAGCCAGGUAUGUUCACCGGAGGGGCUGGCAAAGAUACUUCAGGACGUAUUGCAUCCCUGAUGAUGUAAUACCACGGCUGUUGUCACCUGCAUAUUUUGACCAUUAUAGUAUGCAGCAAGAUGAUGUGGCAGCUCCUUCGGCCCCCUGGGUGGCAUCUGCGGGGCGCAUUGAAGUGCAACGGGAAGGAGCCAGGAUUUCCAGGCAGGGCCUUAGUGCAUUGCAGCAGUCUUUCUGGCGAGUGUCCCGAUUGGUGCCCCUGACACCGCAGUUGGCAGCAGGAAGUGCUGCAGCUUCCAGCGCUGUGGAUUGGCUCCGAGGAAAGCGGAAGAAGGUUGAUGCGAUGAUGGAGGAAAAGGGGGCAAAGAAUCGGACCUCAAAGGAGUUGACAAAAAGUUUGACAGGUAUUGGUGAUGGGGAGGGAACCAGCAAAAGCUUAACCGUCAUUGGUGUUCCUAUGGACGUAAAUGCUGUGGCGUUGAAGGGCCAGGAUCCGAUGCUGAGCCGCCCCAUGGAGAUAAAGGAAGUAAACGGAGGGGUCGGCCUAGCCCAACUUGACACUCAAAGAAAUACAGGGAGGGGGUUGGCCUCACCUCCUCGCAGCUUACAGUGGAAGGGUUCCCAGGAGGAUGGGAGGAUGGUAGAUGGCAAAAAUCUACCUCCCCGAAGUGGACAACGAAGGCCUCCUCAAGAGACUGACAAGCUGGGAGGCAAUACCUCACCUGCACAAAGCGGACAGCAAAACGCUGGCCACGAGACUGACAAGCUGGAAAGCAGACCGGGAAUGAACUGGAGAGAGAACAUUCAGAUUCCAAGUAUGCCAGGAAUGCCUUCCUAUGUGCCUUUUGGAAAGCUGUUUCUUCUUGGAGAGGGAUCAACUGAGACAUUGCACGCCUCAGAAUACACAAGGCGUGCCUCUGCGGUGAGUUGAGCUUGCGAAUCAAUGGUGCUCCAUACC
Chara braunii is the source of this 3230-nucleotide messenger RNA. The record is from the annotation of a GenBank genome assembly. NCBI's taxonomy places the organism in Eukaryota, Viridiplantae, Streptophyta, Charophyceae, Charales, Characeae.